AUGUCAUCCACGGACUCACCGAAACGAUGGUCACACGUGAGUAAAGUGACGGAAAGGAUGGGUCCGUUCGUCGUCGACGGGUUCGUGGGUUCGCCGCAAGUGUUGGAAGCGGUCAAAGAGUGUCCCGUAUUAGUGAUCGGCGCCGGAGGCCUCGGAUGCGAACUCAUCAAAGACUUGGCGCUCAUGGGCUUCAUGAACAUCGAGGUGAUCGACAUGGACACCAUCGACCUGUCGAACCUGAACCGACAGUUCCUGUUCCGCAACAAAGACAUCGGGAAGUCUAAGGCGAAAGUGGCGGCCGAGUUCGUGAUGGACCGCAUCCCCGGCGCGAAGAUUGUGCCGCACUUCAAACAGAUCCAGGACUUCGACCAAGACUUCUUCCGGCGCUUUCAGGUGAUUGUCUGCGGUUUGGACUCAAUUAUAGCGCGCCGUUGGAUCAAUUCGAUGGUCUAUAGUCUGCUGGAGUUGGAUGAGGAGAGCGGCGACGUGUUGUCAACGGUUCCGCUCAUCGACGGCGGCACCGAAGGCUUCAAAGGCAACGCUCGAGUCAUUCUUCCGGGUUAUGGCACGCCGUGUAUUGAGUGCACUUUGGAUCUGUUUCCGCCGCAAACCAAUUACCCGCUCUGUACUAUAGCCCACACCCCAAGACUUCCCGAGCAUUGCAUCGAAUACGUGAAGGUCUUGUUGUGGCCCAAAGAGAAGCCAUUUGGCGAUGGGGUGGCCAUCGAUGGCGACGAUCCCAAUCACUUGCAGUGGAUUUACGACAAGUCUGUCGAUAGAGCCCAAGAGUUUAACAUCGAAGGCGUCAACUAUAGGCUAACUCAAGGCGUUAUUAAACACAUAAUACCGGCCGUGGCGUCGACUAAUGCGGUGAUAGCGGCCUCCUGUGCCACAGAAGCCUUCAAAAUAGUCACCUCUUGCGCGCCAUAUAUGAAGAAUUAUAUGAUAUUCAACGACAGCGACGGUAUCUAUACGUACACCUAUGAGGCAGAGAAGAAGGAGGACUGCAUUGUCUGCAGUAAUGUUCCCAAAGCUAUUAGAUUCAAACCAAACGACAAACUCGAGGACGUCAUCGAAGCGCUGAUCAAUGACUUCCAUAUGAGAGAGCCGGGGAUUGUGAUCACAACGCCUGAGGGCAAGACUAGGACGCUGUACAUGAAGAGCGUGGCCGCCAUUGAACAGAUGACUCGACCCAACCUCAAGAAAACGCUGGAAGAGCUGUCACUCAUCGAUGGACAGCAGCUGAUUGUGGCCGACGUAACGACUGUUAACUCUUUGACUUUUAUUCUUAAAUACAACUGA
Molecule: messenger RNA, 1302 nt
Organism: Oppiella nova
Lineage: Eukaryota; Metazoa; Arthropoda; Arachnida; Sarcoptiformes; Oppiidae
Source: the annotation of a GenBank genome assembly